This is a messenger RNA of Nicrophorus vespilloides, 850 nucleotides long. Its product is annotated as ETS translocation variant 1-like. The annotation marks the transcript as partial. The transcript is spliced from 3 exons. Gene Ontology annotation, biological process: regulation of transcription by RNA polymerase II; cell differentiation. Gene Ontology annotation, cellular component: nucleus. NCBI's taxonomy places the organism in Eukaryota, Metazoa, Arthropoda, Insecta, Coleoptera, Silphidae. Gene Ontology annotation, molecular function: DNA-binding transcription factor activity, RNA polymerase II-specific; sequence-specific DNA binding. The record is from RefSeq and is a predicted model, not a curated record.
CAAAUUAUAACAGAUACAGCUACGAUAGGAACCGAACAACACCAAGUCCUCCAAAGCCUUGGAGAUCUUCAGCUGUUGGUCAAUCAGAAAACAGUAAAGAAGAGAGAUCAAGGGAAAGUACGGAAAACAGAACAAACCAAUGCGUACAAGGGACAGGCCGAAGGGGAUCUCUGCAGCUUUGGCAAUUCUUGGUAGCCCUUCUGGACACGCCUGACGCAUCGGCUGGUUGCAUCGCCUGGACUGGAAGAGGAAUGGAAUUCAAAUUAAUCGAACCAGAAGAGGUUGCUAGACGCUGGGGCGCUCAGAAGAACAGACCAGCAAUGAACUAUGACAAGCUGAGCAGAUCUCUUCGGUAUUACUACGAGAAAGGCAUCAUGCAGAAGGUGGCCGGAGAGAGAUACGUGUACAAAUUCGUGUGCGAUCCGGAAGCCCUCUUCAACAUGGCCUACGGAUCGGCUCAGCACACGAGCGAAUCCCGUAACCGGUCGGAAACGGCCUCCAAGAGCGAACCCCAUCACAUAGCCACCUACACAGACAUGCUCAACCUCUACAACUGCGGUAUCGGACAUCCGUACCACAAUCUGCAUUACCUUCAGGACCCCACCAAGCACACAAGAUACCCGUAAUACUUCGAGCGCGCACUCGUUUUCCGUUUCUUCAAUUUUAAAAACAAAUCUGUGAUUAUUCUACCAUUUAAGUUUAUUUCUUUAAAACAAAAAAAAUAAUUAAUAAUAAUUAAAUUAAAAUAAACACAUGUAUGUUUUCGAUCGAGUGUAGAACAAUUAGAAAACGCAAAAAGAAAGUAUUUAUAAUUCCAAAUAUGUUUGUAUUUAAAGUGUAAAAACGAGAA